CAGGGCACACACAAUAUGCAAAACUGGACUGUGGUUUUUCACAACACAGUCACAGUUUACUUUCUUAACCUUAACUUCUCGAAAGUUGGCACACAUUCGCACUUGAGGACACACACACAAGCACAUGCAUACAUUUAUCCAAGCAGCAACGGAGGCACACACACACAAAGAUUCUCGGUCUCUCCGUAAACUUAACUAGAGCCUAACCAUUGUUGUGUUGGAGUUAAUGUGAUGUAAUGUAGAGGACGUUCACAACGUUUAAAGCUUUAUUUGCACACACAAGAAAACUCGGCAACCAGCUGUUCUUUGACCAAAAGUUAAGAUGAAUUCCACGACAACCCUGUGCACGACCACGGCCAAUUCCACAACAACCAACUCCUCCAAUAACAGUACCACCCACGGACAGUACCACCCAGUCCUCCUAGCUAUCUACUCUGUGGUUCUGCUCAUCGGUACCAUUAGCCUGAGCCUUAUGAUGCACAUCAUGAAGUCCAGCACGACUUCCUUCACCUCCAUCGCUGUGCUCAACCUCAUUUUCACCCACUUCAUCUUCCUUCUCACUGUGCCCUUCAGGAUUUACUAUUAUGCAUUAAAUAGAUGGGGGCUGAACCCUUGGUUCUGUAAAUUUAUCAGUGCUAUGAUCCACGUCCACAUGUACAUGUCCUUUAUCUUCUAUGUGAUCAUCCUCAUCACGCGCCUGAUGACGUUCUACUGCAAAGCAGAGCAGGUGGCCUCCAUGCAGAAGGUUCAUGCACUACUUGGCAGUGCUGUGGUGUGGAUGGUGGUGCUGGUCACAACCCCUUGCGUAAUAGAGUUUUACUACGGCAAAGAUAAGGAAGGUGACACACAUGGAGAAAAAUGCUUCCACUUUGGCAAAAACAUAAAUGAUUCCGUCCAGGUGUUAAACCACAUCAUAAGCACAUUGAUAAUAGUAGUGGCCAUUCUGUUGACAGCCCUCCAAGCCAAUGUCCUGCGGGUUUUAUACCGGAAGCAUCGCAAGGGAUGCACCUCACAGCAGGACUUUGGGGCUCAGCUGAAGAGCCUGUGCUUUGCCCUCAUCAUGGUGAUCUGCUUCAUUCCCUACCACGUGUUCCGGAUAUAUUACGUAGCAAAAAUUUCGGAAUUGCAGAAUCUCAAUGAGGUGUUUCUGAGUCUGACCACUUUUAACUGCUUGGACAUGCUGACCUUCUUGGGGAGGAGAACUUGCUCCAGGUGCUUCCCAGGAAAGAUUGUUUGAAAAUCAUGGGUGGGAGUUUGUGUUAGGGGGUCAGAGACUUAAUUUGCUUUAGUUUUUAAGCCUUACUUUACAGUUCCUUAUUGCCUUGUCAGAGUUUAUGAUAGGAAAAUUGCUUUGGUGCAGCUCCAUAAAAGCAGACAGGUUAUAACAGCAACAAUUAAAAAGCUCAAAUGAACAAUCAUUCAGAAAAAGACAUAAAAGCAUAUAAUGAAAAAAUGAUUGUUGAAACAUGCAGUGUAAAAUGCACAGAUGAGCCUACAGAGCUUAGUUCAACCGCAUCAGGAUUCAGGAUUCAUUUAGCUUUCAGUUUCCAAAAUCAACCACUAUUUCUUUGAAAGUUUAUCUGAGAGUGUGAAGGUCAUUCUUGACCUAAGGAAGAGUAGUGAAACAAAAUAAUCUUUAAUCACUGGCUACUUAGUAGCCAUUGUUGGAGCUGUUGUCAUCAUCAUUUAUUUUUGUUUAUCUUCAAAACCAGGUAGACAAGCCAAAGCUCCCAUCUAAACUCUGUCAGAUCCCAUGCUCUGCUUUAUCAAUCCUAUAACUGUUAAGUCAACUGAAAUUUAUGUAUGCUCUGAAUGAUAAAACCGUAUUGUACUUCUAUGAAAAUAUUGAAAGAUUUUGACUUGACUGGAAACUGUUAUUUGCUUUUGACUCAAAAUGAAUGAACUAUUGCCAUCUGCUGGUCCUUGUGUAAACUACACAGGAUUCAAGUUUGCUAUUUGUAAUAUUAUAUGGUGGAAUUGGCUUGAAAGUUAAGACUCAUUUUUCAAUUGUAUGUGGCUGGAAAUGAAAAUAUAUAUAUAUAUAUUUAUUUCACUGUAUUUGCUAACACUUAACCUCUGUGUACAUAGCUGAAGUGUUCAGCUCCAAA
This is a messenger RNA of Thunnus maccoyii (southern bluefin tuna), 2108 nucleotides long. RefSeq names its product probable G-protein coupled receptor 141 (gene gpr141). The transcript has 2 exons. Gene Ontology annotation, cellular component: membrane. Gene Ontology annotation, molecular function: oxysterol binding; G protein-coupled receptor activity. NCBI's taxonomy places the organism in Eukaryota, Metazoa, Chordata, Actinopteri, Scombriformes, Scombridae. Bases 323 to 1237 code for a protein of 304 amino acids. The record is from RefSeq and is a predicted model, not a curated record. Gene Ontology annotation, biological process: G protein-coupled receptor signaling pathway.